Molecule: messenger RNA, 2876 nt
Organism: Linum trigynum
Lineage: Eukaryota; Viridiplantae; Streptophyta; Magnoliopsida; Malpighiales; Linaceae
Source: the annotation of a GenBank genome assembly
UACUAUUUUCUAAAUCUUCAAUUCCUUACCCAUCUUUGACAAAAAAAAAAGGGUAAAUACAAUUUAAUAUCCAAACAUUUUAUUUUAAACAAUAUAAUAGCCAAACCUUUUCGAAAACAAUCUAAUAUCCAAAUCGUCAACUUUCUGUCUGUUUGACCAUUAGUUGACACUUCAAAAAAGUUUGAAGUACGACACUUCAUCAAUAUCCAUCGAUAUCUUCUCCGAAAAACACCCAACAUAUCGUAGUUCCAAACCCGAGAAGUCCAUGACUCCACCAUGAUGGUAUAGAAUAUCUAAAUAUUCAGUCAUCUGCAAUGCUAAAACAAGAAACAAAGUUGUAUUGUUACAAUUUCACCUAAACAAAGCUUUUUUGAAGUGUAAACUAACGGUCAAACGAACGUAAAAUUGACUAUUUGGAUAUUAGAUUGUUUUCGAAAAUGUUUGGUUAUUAUAUUGUUUAAAAUAAAAGGUUUGGAUAUUAAAUUGUAUUUACUCAAAAAAAAUCACCAUUACUUAUGCGUUUCUUUCUUCUCUAGUCUGUGAUAGCUGUCUACCUUCCAUUCUAUUCCAAUCGAGUUUUUUUUUUUUUUUUUUACUUUCCCUUCUUCACUUUUCCUUUAUGUUUCACUCUCCUUUGCACUUCGUAUUCCUUCCCCACCAACUAUUCCAGAGCUUUCUUCAAUGGUGGAUUUGCCCAACUCAACAAAAAUCACCCUCUCUUCAUUAAUUAAGCUGAGAAUCCAGCAUCCCUGUUCGCCUCCUCCGCCCUCACGGUUCCAAUUUCAAUUUAUGGCGUCGCUCAACGAUAUGAUUUUGGCGGAGAUGGAAGGGAAUAAUGGCAGGAGGCGGAGAAGGGAUUGCAUUUGAUUUGAGAUGGCAACACAGCCGCCAACGGGGACAAAAUUCAAAGCGUCGAUGAACCACUGGCCGACUUGCUGGUAGCGCCACCGCGGCAGAGGCGGUCUUCCUCGACCAUCGUGUGCACGAGAUCAUCGUCGUUUGUGACGGAGAUUAUGGCGUCGAGAUCUUCUUCAUCUUCUCACCUCCUCUCCUCUGUGAUUUCUCCAUAGGCCUGUCUAUGGGAGCGACCAGCGAGGCUUCAAGAAGAAUCGGCUGACGGUCAACGGUCGGAAAAGACGAAUGACGAACAACAGGGGAGAAGGAAUUGAAGAACCGCCGGCUGAAUCAAAACCGGCCGGUAUUUCGCGAAAGGUCGGUUCAAUGGAAAAUACCGGCCGGCACUCUUAUUUCUCGGAAUAUCAGCUACCGUAUCGGGACUUGCCCGGUUUCCGGUUUUCCCGGUUCUACCGGCCGGUGCGGCACGGUAAAGCAGUCCUUGAUUUAUACACAUAACUCUAACCAUCAAAAUUAUUAUUCGGUCCUUCGAAUUCUGUGUUUUACAACCAGCCCUCCCACUUCUAUGCUUUACAGACAAGUCCUUGGCAGCAUGGGUCAUUUACCCAUUACAAUUUCCAUCCCGGAUAGCGUUUUUCGCCUAAACCAGGAAAUCCUUUCCGGAUAAGCAGAAAACGAUCAGCCAACGCACCACACCACCACAACCAGCUCCCCUCGCCGCCGGUCUCUGGAAAAAACACUUGUUAGUUGCAACAGAUGGAGUCUCUGGGACUUCCUUCUCUCAACCUCCUUCGAGCUUCUCAUUCAACUUCACAUUUAUGGAAGACCCCAAAACUGCUGGCCAGCAAUGUGCAUAUCUCACAGCACUUGGCAUUUGCUCCUCCUUUGAGUCCGACUUCCGCCGCCAACAGAAGCCGCAAUCCUGCCGUUGUAGAUGUACGAGCUGCCAAUGAAGACAUUGAACUGAAGCAGAUGAGAGAUAUGGCAGCUGCUAAGAAGAGAUGGGAUGCAAUGCUUAGGGAAGGAAAAGUGAAGAUUCUUACACCAAGGGAAGCAGGGUAUGCAAUUCAAUUGUCCAACAAAACUCUUCUGGACGUUCGGCCCUCUGUUGAACAUGAAAAGGCAUGGGUUAAAGGCUCGUCGUGGAUUCCCAUCUUUGAAGUUGAUAGUGAGCUUGACAUUGGAGCAGUUUCAAGAAACAUCACAAAUUUUGUCAUGGGAGGUUGGUGGAGUGGUAUGCCUACACUUUCUUACAACAACCAAUUCUUAACUAGGGUUGAGGAGAAAUUCCCAAAGGACACAGACAUCAUUGUUGCAUGCCAGAAAGGGUUGAGAUCUCUUGCUGCUUGUGAACUACUGCUUAAGGCGGGUUAUUCAAACAUUUUUUGGGUUCAAGGGGGCCUGGAGGCUGCAGAAGAAGAGGAUCUUGUACGAGAAGGACCUCAACCUUUCAAGUUCGCAGGAAUAGGAGGCAUUUCUGAAUUCGUUGGGUGGACAGACCAACAAAGAGCUGCUGCUGCCAAAGAAGGCUGGGGAUACCGGUUACUGUUCUCUGCCCGUCUGGUUGGGCUGGUUAUUGCUGCUGAUGCCUUAUUUAUUGGGGUGCAGCAAGUGGGUCAUUAUAUUCAGGAGAUGCAGACGCACUAGAGCAGGGCCUUCGUUGUUGAUUCUUUGGAAGUUUUUGAUGAACGUGUAGUAUAGGAGAGUAUGCAAAGAUUUGGCGGAAUGUGCAAAUGUCUUGUUAAUUUCUGUUUAGUAAAUUUUGUUUUGUGGCACAUUGGGUUUGAUUAGGGUAUCUGGUGUUUUGCUUGAAAUAACAUAUCUGAAUGAUCAUGUUCAUGAGCAAUUAUUCAAUAUUCACCCGUGAAAAUUAUUUAUGACACUCUUGAUUUACAAUUAAUGCGUCAAAAGCUAGCUUUUAAAAUGUAAAAGUUAACUCUUACGUUCUCCAUCUCUCAAAGGUUGUAGUUUUUGUUUCAAAACUAUUUAUACCUAAAGCUCAACAAAAAAACAAAGAUUGU